UGAGUAUCUUCAUACCUUUCUUUGCUAGGUGCUAAGCUCUUCCGCUUAUGCUAUGUUGUCGCUGUUCCCGUUACCAAAGCUUAUGACAACCAUACCAUCUAGCAGCCUAGCAGAUCAUCUAGUUGCUGCACAACGCCACAACCUUCCAACUUUGCUUGUAACAAUCACAGUACACUUUGUGUACUUAAACAACUUUCUAAACCUACAACUUCUCUAUAUAAAUACUUCGCAUUUUGUCAGUUAAUCAAUGGUUUCCCGACUACUUUUAUGUAAACUAAUCUACGUAUAUUAAGUGCUUCUCUUAUUUUCAUUGUAUAAUAUGUCUUUGCUACUUACUCUCUCCGUUUGUUUCUAUUAGUAUAUUUGGAGUUUUUCACAAUUAUUAAAGAGAAAUGAAUUGGAUAGUAGUACUUGUAAUUGAUUUUACUUCAAAGAAGAAAAAAAACAUGCAUUUAUUGGUAGAGGAUGCAUGUGAAUCAACACAAUAAUUGGUACAUAUUGUACUUAUAUACGAAGUACUUUAUUAGCUACACAAACUAAAUUACGGGACCAUACGUACAUCGGUACAUGUAUUAGUUCAUUAGUUGUAUACUUUCUCCAUUUAACUAUAAUUACAACUGUUAAAAAUUUCAGGUUAAUGAGAAUGGGGGAUAGUUCAAGUAGUUAGAGCUCUCUCCCAAUUUCAAGAGAUCUUGAGAUCAAUACCCAGAAAAACCUAACUCCAGUAAUUUAGUCACUCUGACUUCCAUUUUUACACCUUAAUUAUUCUCUUCUCUUCAAUCUCUCUCUUCGUACUGGUAACAAGAAAGGAGCUUGCAUUUAUUUUCAUUCAGAUCCUGGAUCAUUGGGGGCUGAAUGCUUUCUCUUGUUGUGCAACAUUUAGAGUUUGGAGUAUAUAAUUUAAAUUGAGAGAUAUGGAUGAUGAGGGAAAAACCUGUAUUGAUCGAAUAUCCGAAUUACCUGACUUCAUUCUUCACCAUGUGUUGUCUUAUCUUUCAACAAAACAAGCUGCUCAAUUGAGUGUUGUAUCCAAGAGAUGGCCAUAUGUUUGGGAAACAUUCCCCAUUCUUGAUUUUCAUGAACGGUACUUUGGAAAAGAUUUGUGUGUAAUUAAUCCGAAGCAGAAUUGGAUUCCUAAAGAUGGGCGUCGUAAGAUAUUUGAUCAAAGAGUCAAGUUCAUGAACUAUAUUGAUAAGAAAUUGCAUCGAUUUCGUGAGAAGAAUCUUCGUGUGAACAAGUUUUUUCUUAGUAUGACUCUUGUGAGUAACAAGUUGGCUCCUCGUGUUGAUACAUGGAUGGAAUUGCUUGCUGAUAUGCGCAUUCAGGAGUUAAAUGUGAUUAUUCAUGCAGGACAUGAAAGACGACAUGAUUUGUCUAAGAUUUUAUUUACAAUGGAGUCAUUAACCCUUUUAAUUUUACAAAGUUGUGUUCUGUUAAAUAGCCGCCUUGAUAGGAAUGCUGUUAAGCUAUCCUCUUUAGUUGAGAUGCAUCUUAUUCGUGUCUCUAUAGAUGAGGAUACAAUUCAAGAUCUCAUUUUCUGUUGUCAUUCAAUGAAAGUAUUCUUUUUGAUGAACUGUGUGGGUUUUGAGAAUCUUGAAAUAUGUGAUCAUGAUAAGCUCGAGAAGAUGGUCUUUUAUUCUCAAAGUGGAUUCAAAGAUAUAAGCAUAAAGGUGCCAACAUUAAAAGAACUCAUUAUUCAUACUGGGGGCGAGGAAACGAUGGUACAUGAAAUCAUUGUCAGUUCUGCUUGCCAAAAUCUGAAACAUUUGUCUUUGUCGGGAAUUCCUAUAGAUCCAAAAUGGCUACAGAGUGUGCUUACAUCCUUUCCGCUGCUUGAGCAUCUAGUCUUGCAAAAUUGCGUAUUGCAAGAAUUUAUGAAACUCGCAAGUCAAGUUCUGAAGGAGAUGCAUUUGUUAAAUUGUACGAAAUUGAUGGAAGCAGACUUUGAUACACCUAAUUUACAUACAUUUGAAUAUUGUGGGAAGACCAUGCCCCGCUUAUAUUCAAAUAGUGUUUCUGAUCAUCGGACAGCAGAGCUAGAGGUCCGUCUUGAAGAUAUGAACCGUUUAUGGUUCAUGAGGUUGAAAGACUUUCUCAAAGAUAACAAAUUUCAAGACCUGACUUUCUCUCUGACUUCUAUAUCAGGUGAGGCGAUCUCCUUCAAUGCUGAGGACUAUAUGGGAAUCCAAUUUGCUCCUAUUGAACUCAAUAAUAUGAAGUUGGUUCACUUGGUUUCGUAUUCGUUGAAAUCAAUAAACUUUGCGGCUCUUUUAGAUGGCUUAUUUUGGAACCUGCGUCCCAGGAUUUUGUCUAUACAGCUUGAAUCUUAUUCUUCUAAAAAAUUUAUCAAGGGACUACUAAAAAGUUUGGUGGCUGAUGAUGAACGAAAAUGUUGCUGCUCUGAGAAUCUUGAAUGUUGGCGUCACUCAUUGAAGGAUAUAAAGCUGAUUAAUAAUGUGAAAGGUUUGAAGAGUAAUACUGUAUUUAACGCGAUGACCCUGAACAACUUUACUAAUUUUGUGGAUGAUUGGAAGAUUGAAGCCAAGAGAAUAGCUAGAUCUACUAUAUUUGUCAAAGAUGAAACUUUAUCUUUUCAAUUGACAUGGUAAUAAGACUGUUUGUAAGCAGUUGAUGCAAUCUUUGGAUGCUAACGUUGUGGAAGAAAAGGCAAUUGUGCUUGGAGUUCUGAUGGCUCUGAAAUGCAAUUCUCACUACGGAGUAUAAUUGUUUAUAUUUAAAAUCCACUAUUUGCAGGUUGUUUAGUACUUCGUAUGAAACUAAAUUUAGGUGUAAUAGUGAGGGAAGAUAUUUGCUAAAUGUUAAGAGUGAGGUGAAUAUGUUCAUAUUUCAGAGAAGAUAACUGAGGUUGGUCAUGCUGCAGCACACCUUGAUUGCUCUACUAGAGCGUGAGUUGGGAAUGUCCGUUGGUUGCGAAGGAUGUAUUUGCUUCGGGUUGUUGUCUAUCUAUGUAUGUAAAUAAAAGUUAUUACUCAGUGUAGUCUGUAGUCUGUGUAUUAUACAAUGAUGAAAAAAGCAUCCUGUGUUAUUACUUUCAGAUAUGUUAUGUCAUCACUGCUUCCAU
Molecule: messenger RNA, 3082 nt
Organism: Chenopodium quinoa (quinoa)
Lineage: Eukaryota; Viridiplantae; Streptophyta; Magnoliopsida; Caryophyllales; Amaranthaceae
Product: F-box protein At5g03100-like
Exons: 4
Coding region: 915-2609 (564 amino acids)
Molecular function (GO): protein binding
Source: RefSeq, a predicted model, not a curated record